Clarias gariepinus (North African catfish) is the source of this 1505-nucleotide messenger RNA. RefSeq names its product homeobox protein Hox-B6a. The transcript has 2 exons. Gene Ontology annotation, biological process: regulation of transcription by RNA polymerase II; anterior/posterior pattern specification. Gene Ontology annotation, molecular function: DNA-binding transcription factor activity, RNA polymerase II-specific; RNA polymerase II cis-regulatory region sequence-specific DNA binding. The record is from RefSeq and is a predicted model, not a curated record. Bases 326 to 1012 code for a protein of 228 amino acids. Gene Ontology annotation, cellular component: nucleus. Lineage: Eukaryota; Metazoa; Chordata; Actinopteri; Siluriformes; Clariidae.
UUAAAUUUAGCGUUUAAAAAAGCUGUUAUUUUUAAGCAAUGUCAUUCAAAGAAAAUGAACAGAGAACGGAUAAAAAAAUACGGUCACCACUACAACUCCUUAUUCCCCCAACCAAAAAAAGGUACUAAUUUGCAAGCACGGUCGCUUGCGAUUGGUCAGUGGUUGGUCAGAUGGUAUGGUAUUUCUCUGUCCCGCACUGGCACAUAGCCACCCAGCAACCCCCCCUCACCUAAAACCCAAUCUCCGAUAAACUACUAAUAGCUAAACCGCUUGGACUAUAAAACACAACAAAUCAUAAACCAAGGAAAAGAACCGUGCCCUCCCAAUGAGUUCCUAUUUUGUAAAUUCUACUUUCCCGGUGGCUCUGCCCGGAGGACAAGAGUCAUUUUUGGGACAGAUACCCUUAUACUCCUCCGGAUACACAGACCCUUUACGACACUAUCCCGGUGCUGCUUAUGGAACUAGCAGUGUCCAGGAGAAGGCAUACCACUCUUCCUUUUACCAGCAGACGAAUGGUGCCUACGGCAGGGCGACCACCAUCGGUUCCUGCGAUUACGCGGCAGCAAGCUUUUGCAGAGAAAAGGACAACGCCUGUGCCCUCCCUAGCAUAGAAGAACACUCUCUUGUCCACAAUCAGGAGCACAGAAAAACAGAUUGCACAGAAUCGCUUGGGAAAAGCAUCUAUACCGAGGGCGAUGAACAGAAGCCGUCAGUGCCAGUAUACCCAUGGAUGCAAAGAAUGAACUCGUGCAGUGGGACCUUCAGUAACCCUGGUCGGAGGGGUCGUCAGACAUACACCCGUUACCAGACGCUGGAGUUGGAGAAAGAGUUUCAUUUUAACAGGUAUCUUACCCGCAGGCGCCGUAUUGAGAUCGCACACGCUCUCUGCCUGACUGAACGCCAGAUCAAGAUUUGGUUUCAAAACAGGCGGAUGAAGUGGAAAAAGGAGAACAAAUUAAUCAACUCAUCACAAACCAGUGGCGAGGAGAAAGACGAGAAGAGGACAGAAUGAAAUUAUUGCAAAGAGCAGCAGACACCUCAAUAACUCAUCAGAAGGAAAAACUCUCCAUGCACAUAGAUUUGCUUCGUUGAAGUUGUAUUGGUAAAUUCGUUGUAGCAUUCCACUUAUACAUUUCAUUUUAUUUUGUUUAACUCUUACACAAUGUCUCUAAUUAAUGUCUUUUAUGUGCUAAAUAUGAUUUAGUUUUUUUCUUCUUGCAUUUAAAACGGAUAUGUGUAACACAUUUUAAAUGUUACAUUCGUACUCAUAUUUAAGCUGUAAUAAAAUUAAAUAAAAUCUGAUUGUACGAAAUGACACAUUUUAAUUACGGUGAUUAAAUGUGUAAGGUGUUUACUGAAUUUAUGGAAAAUAUAGGACUGAAGCUUUCAUUUUCUUUUCUAAACUAAGAAGCCGGGUGUUCAUGUUUAUAGUCUAUUGAUUUUGUAUGUGGAUUCCAAUUGUUGUAAUAUUUAUCAGGAGAAACAAUUAAAUAAACAAGGAAAGA